Messenger RNA from Elgaria multicarinata webbii, 5526 nucleotides. It is a transcript of the gene PDS5A, whose product is annotated as PDS5 cohesin associated factor A. The coding region runs from base 175 to 4491 and encodes 1438 amino acids. Gene Ontology annotation, cellular component: nucleus; chromatin. The transcript has 34 exons. Lineage: Eukaryota; Metazoa; Chordata; Lepidosauria; Squamata; Anguidae. The record is from RefSeq and is a predicted model, not a curated record. Gene Ontology annotation, biological process: mitotic sister chromatid cohesion; DNA repair.
AGCCUGAGCAGCCGGGACUGAGGCAGCAACUGGGGGGGAAGGGAGUCGCGAAGGCAGGGCGCCGGUCGUAGUCGGCGGUGGCGAACUACCAGCGGCGGCAGCAGCAGCAGCAGCAGCAGCAGCGACCAACCACCACCUUCCUCCAUAAUAACAGCCACCACAGUAGGCCGCUCAAUGCUGCACCUUCCGGAGCUGCAUGAGGGGCCGGUAGAGGACUGUGGAGAAGAAGGAAACUUUAUAACCAGCAGCACAAGGAUGGAUUUCCCAUCUGCCCAACCAAAGCCUCCUGCCGAUGGCAAAAUCAUCUUCUACCCUCCUGGAGUUAAGGAGAUCACGGAUAAAAUAACGAACGAUGAAGUGGUCAAACGCUUGAAGAUGGUAGUGAAAACAUUUAUGGACAUGGACCAGGACUCAGAAGAUGAGAAACAACAAUAUCUCCCAUUAGCCUUGCACCUUGCAUCAGAAUUCUUCCUCAGGAAUCCCAAUAAAGAUGUCCGUCUCCUUGUAGCAUGUUGCUUGGCUGAUAUUUUUCGAAUUUAUGCCCCUGAAGCACCAUAUACAUCUCAUGACAAGCUCAAGGAUAUAUUCUUGUUUAUUACAAGACAGUUAAAAGGACUGGAGGACACUAAAAGCCCCCAAUUUAACAGAUACUUUUACUUACUAGAGAAUUUAGCUUGGGUUAAAUCUUACAACAUCUGCUUUGAGUUGGAAGAUUGCAAUGAAAUUUUUAUUCAGCUUUUUAGGACUCUCUUUUCAGUUAUCAACAAUAGCCACAACCAGAAAGUACAAAUGCACAUGCUAGAUUUGAUGAGUUCUAUCAUCAUGGAAGGCGAUGGAGUGACUCAAGAACUAUUAGAUUCAAUUCUUAUCAACCUCAUCCCUGCACACAAGAACCUUAAUAAACAGGCAUUUGAUCUUGCCAAAAUCCUAUUGAAAAGGACAGUCCAGACCAUUGAGCCAUGCAUUGCCAAUUUUUUUAACCAGGUUCUGGUACUAGGAAAAUCUUCUGUAAGUGAUUUAUCAGAGCAUAUAUUUGAUCUAAUACAGGAGCUUUUUGCUAUUGAUCCUAAUUUAUUGCUGUCCGUCAUGCCACAGCUUGAGUUCAAACUGAAGAGCAAUGAUGGAGAGGAACGUUUAGCUGUUGUAAGGCUUUUAGCUAAGCUAUUUGGCUCUAAAGAUUCCGACCUUGCUACACAGAACCGUCCUCUUUGGCAGUGUUUUCUUGGCCGAUUUAAUGAUAUCCAUGUUCCUGUGAGAUUAGAAAGUGUGAAAUUUGCAAGUCAUUGUUUAAUGAACCAUCCAGAUUUAGCAAAAGACCUUACUGAGUACUUAAAAGUUAGAUCACAUGAUCCAGAAGAAGCCAUUCGCCAUGAUGUCAUUGUUACAAUAAUAACUGCUGGCAAGAGGGACCUCUCUCUAGUCAAUGACCAGCUACUUGGUUUUGUCAGAGAGAGAACGCUGGAUAAGAGGUGGCGAGUAAGAAAAGAAGCAAUGAUGGGUCUUGCUCAGCUAUAUAAGAAAUACUGUCUUCAUGCUGAAGCUGGGAAGGAUGCAGCAGAGAAAGUGAGCUGGAUAAAGGAUAAACUUUUGCACAUAUAUUAUCAGAAUAGCAUCGAUGACAAGUUAUUGGUGGAGAAAAUCUUUGCUCAGUAUCUUGUUCCUCACAAUUUGGAAACAGAAGAGAGAAUGAAAUGCUUAUAUUAUUUGUAUGCUAGCUUAGACCCAAAUGCUGUUAAAGCACUGAAUGAAAUGUGGAAGUGCCAGAACAUGCUUAGGAGUCAUGUGCGGGAGUUACUAGAUUUGCAUAAGCAACCCACUUCAGAGGCAAACAGUGCUGCUAUGUUUGGGAAGCUGAUGACCAUAGCAAAAAAUCUUCCUGAUCCUGGGAAGGCACAGGACUUUGUGAAAAAGUUCAAUCAAGUUCUUGGUGAUGACGAGAAGCUUCGUUGUCAGCUUGAGCUGUUAAUCAGUCCUACAUGUUCCUGUAAACAGGCAGAUGUCUGUGUGAGGGAAAUAGCACGGAAACUUGCAAAUCCUAAGCAGCCAACCAAUCCUUUCCUGGAAAUGGUAAAAUUUCUUUUGGAAAGAAUUGCCCCUGUACACAUUGACUCAGAAGCCAUCAGUGCAUUAGUAAAGCUGAUGAAUAAAUCAAUAGAAGGGACAGCCGAUGAUGAAGAGGAGGGUGUAAGUCCUGAUACUGCUAUUCGUUCAGGGCUUGAACUUCUCAAGGUUCUGUCUUUCACACAUCCUACCUCGUUCCACUCUGCAGAGACGUAUGAAUCUCUCCUGCAGUGCCUCAGGAUGGAAGAUGAUAAGGUAGCAGAGGCAGCUAUUCAGAUAUUCAGAAACACUGGCCACAAAAUAGAAACAGAUCUGCCUCAGAUAAGAUCAACCCUAAUUCCUAUCUUGCAUCAGAAAGCCAAGAGAGGAACACCACACCAAGCAAAACAAGCUGUCCACUGUAUACAUGCCAUAUUUUCAAAUAAAGAAGUUCAGCUUGCACAAAUUUUUGAGCCGCUAAGUAGAAGUUUGAAUGCUGAUGUUCCAGAGCAACUUAUAACUCCUCUAGUUUCUUUGGGUCACAUUUCCAUGUUGGCACCUGACCAGUUUGCAUCACCAAUGAAAUCUGUAGUUGCAAAUUUUAUUGUAAAAGAUCUCCUGAUGAAUGACAGGUCUACAGGUGAGAAAAAUGGAAAAUUAUGGUCUCCAGAUGAAGAGGUUUCUCCAGAAGUUCUAGCAAAGGUUCAAGCAAUUAAACUCCUAGUACGUUGGCUCUUGGGUAUGAAAAACAACCAGUCAAAAUCUGCAAAUUCAACGCUCCGAUUAUUAUCAGCUAUGCUGGUCAGUGAAGGAGACUUGACAGAACAGAAGAGAAUCAGCAAAUCUGACAUGUCCCGUUUACGGCUGGCUGCUGGCAGUGCCAUAAUGAAACUUGCACAGGAGCCCUGUUACCAUGAAAUUAUAACUCCAGAACAAUUCCAACUCUGUGCGCUGGUCAUUAAUGAUGAAUGUUACCAGGUGAGGCAGAUAUUUGCUCAGAAGCUGCAUAAGGCCCUAGUAAAAUUACUGCUCCCAUUGGAGUACAUGGCAAUAUUUGCACUGUGUGCCAAAGACCCCGUAAAAGAAAGGAGAGCACAUGCAAGACAGUGCUUGCUUAAAAAUAUAAGUAUACGGCGAGAGUAUAUUAAACAGAACCCUAUGGCCAAUGAAAAGCUGUUAUCCCUGCUGCCUGAAUAUGUGGUACCAUACAUGAUUCACUUGCUGGCUCAUGAUCCAGAUUUCACAAAGCCUCAAGAUGUUGAUCAGCUUCGUGAUAUCAAAGAGUGCCUGUGGUUCAUGCUGGAAGUCUUAAUGACAAAGAAUGAAAACAACAGUCAUGCCUUCAUGAAGAAAAUGACAGAAAGUAUCAAACUUACACGGGAUGCCCAGUCUCCAGAUGAGCCAAAGGCCAAUGAAAAACUCUAUACGGUAUGUGAUGUGGCCCUGUGUGUAAUCAACAGCAAAAGCGCUUUAUGUAAUGCAGAUUCUCCAAAGGAUCCUGUAUUGCCAACCAAAUUUUUUACACAACCUGAAAAGGAUUUUUGCAAUGACAGGAAUUAUAUUUCGGAAGAGACUAGAGUUCUUCUGCUAACGGGAAAGCCUAAACCAACUGGUGUAUUAGGUGCAGUAAAUAAACCUUUAUCUGCAACUGGAAGGAGACCAUAUAUCAGAAACACAGGAUCAGAAACUGGAAGCAAUAAUAGUGUAAAUUCAGAAUUGAGCUCACCUACAGGAAACAGAUCAAGAGAGCAGAGCUCAGACAUAUCAGAAACUGGUGUCAGUGAAAAUGAUGAAAAUCCAGUGAGAAUUAUUUCUGUCACUCCAGCAAAAAUCGAACCUGUAAAGAAUAAGGAGAUUAAUUCUGAUCAGGCAACGCAAGGAAAUGUUAGCACUGAACGUGGGAAAAAAAGAACCGCAGCAGCCGCAGGAGCAGAGAAUAUUCAUCAAAAAACAGAAGAAAAGAAAGCGGAUGAAACAGGGCAGCCAGCUCCUCCCAAACCCAGAAGAGGCCGUCCUCCCAAGUCUGAAUCUCAGGGCACCACAGCGAAAAAUGCCGAAACAAGUAAACCAUCUGGUAGAGGGCGAAAAAGGGCAGCACCAAGUCAAGAAGGUCCAGGGGGUUUAGAGGCAAGUAAUGCUAAAGUGCCAAAACAGCAAGACACCGUGAAAAAAACAGUACCAGCACAGAGACAGAUUGAUUUGCAAAGAAGCCAGGUGCUGGGAAGUGAUGGAGAUUCAGUGUUGGAGAUAGAAUCAAGCCCUGGAUAUUCUCCAAGUGAAAUGGAUCUCUUUAAGCUUUGUGAGAGCAGCCAGGAAGACCCUGAGGAGACAGAUCUAACAGAGGGAGGCUUCCUAAAGGUAAAAAGAAAACUUCCUCACAAAGGGAGAAAAGGAGGGCCCAAUGAAGGCAUGCUCCAAGCUUCUGCAAAAACCAAGAAACUUCCUGUAUAGGAACUGAAAAUACUUCAGAUCACACAGCUUUCAGCUCUGAAAACAGAAGGAAAACUCUGCUUCCCUUUCAGAUAAAAUUAAUCUGCAGAAACUCUUGAGAGAGGCUAAAAGCAUCUGUACUUAUUUCCCCAGAGACUUUUUGUUAUGAAAAGUCAAUAAUUAAGCAAAUUGCUUAACACUUGAUUCCAGUUUCUGCAUAUCUGGAGUUUAAAAGUGUUUUAGUCCAUUAAUUUUCAUGCUGCAUUUUUUAAAGAAAGUCAGAGUGAAGUCCUUACAGCAAUGUUAAAAAUUAUCAGGUAUUGCCCAUCCUCUUUUCAAGAAAAUAUAGAAGCCUACUGAAUGAAUUUUAAUCCAAGACCCAAGAAAAAUACCUGAAUUCUCAUCUGCUUUUCUUUUGGAGACUCUUAUGUAUAAUUUUUUCCAGCAAAAUAAGAUGUACAGAUUUUGGUUCCUGCUAUGAAAAGUCACAUAGUGGCAAUUUUUAUACAUGUUGCUUUUUGACUUUUAUCAGAGUAGGAGACUAAUCAUUUAAUAAUUGAUUUGCAAGUAGACAUUUCAUCUUUUUUUUUCAUUUCCCCCUCCAUUUUAGUUUAAUAUAAUUUGCAAUAAAUGUACAUAUUGUUGGUUGUUUUAUAUAAAACAUAUAUCACUUCUAAGUGGGUUUACUCCUGUGGUUCUGUUGGAAUAUUCUAAAUUUUAAUGGAGUAAAGACAGCCCAGCAUUUGAUUUUAUAAUGCUUGUCACCAGAUUUUUAUUAUUGAUGUAAAAAAUCAAUUUUUAAAAAUAGUUGGACUUUUGGCAGCUUUGUAAGGAACGUUGGAAAUGUUUAGGAUUGUUCUCAAUUUUAAGCAUUGUGCUGAUUGAAAGUAAGUCUGUUUGUUUUUGUCUUCCUGACCCAGCUCAUUUUUUCAUGUUUAAUUUAGAAGAUUUGCAUCAAUAUUGAUUUCUCCUGGCAUUGUUCAGCAUAGUGUACACUUUUAUGUACACAUGAUCAUAUUUAAGUUUGUUGCAUAAAAUAAAUGCUUCUAGGUGUCA